Capsicum annuum is the source of this 654-nucleotide messenger RNA. RefSeq lists its product as uncharacterized. The coding region runs from base 1 to 654 and encodes 217 amino acids. Lineage: Eukaryota; Viridiplantae; Streptophyta; Magnoliopsida; Solanales; Solanaceae. The record is from RefSeq and is a predicted model, not a curated record. The transcript has a single exon.
AUGGGUGAUUUUAAUGUUAUUCUUAGGGGUGAAGAUAAGAAUACUACAGUCAUGGAAGCAGAAAUUAGGGACUUUGAGAAUCUAGUGACAAACGCUGGCUUACAUGAACUCAAGACUAUAGGGAGAUUUUUUACUUGGUCUAAUUCCCAUAUCCAUAGUAAAAUUGACAGGGCUUUAGUUAAUGGAUAUUGGAUGAGAAAAUGGCCUCAUUUAGAGGUGGAAGUAAAAGACCCUCACUUCUCUGAUCAUUCUUUACUCUGUGUCUCCGUGAAAGAGGUACAAAAUAGAUAUGCAAAGCUGUUUAAGUUCUUAAACUAUCUAACAAGUCAUGCUGAGUUUCAACAUAUUGUGGCUGCUAUAUGGUCCUCAAAAGUUCAAAGUUGUCCCAUGGAGAAGAUCUGGAAGAAGCUUAAGCUAAUGAAAGGAGAUAUGAAAGAAUUGAAUUCGAAAGAGUUUUCUAAUGUUGAAACUAAAGUUCAAUCAUUCAGGAAACAACUGAAAGAUGUACAUAUACUACUCAGAACCUCCCUCACUGAUCAACAAUUAUAUGACGAAGAAAAGAAGAUAAAACGGAUCUUGGAGAAAUGGAUACUGGUGGAGGAAAGCAUUCUCAGGCAGAAUCUAGAAUACAGUGGUUGGGAUUGGGGGAUAUGA